Messenger RNA from Giardia duodenalis, 1974 nucleotides. RefSeq names its product Ankyrin repeat protein 1. Gene Ontology annotation, molecular function: protein binding. Bases 1 to 1974 code for a protein of 657 amino acids. The record is from RefSeq and is a predicted model, not a curated record. Lineage: Eukaryota; Fornicata; Diplomonadida; Hexamitidae. The transcript has a single exon.
AUGGAUAGAGACGCAAUAGAGUGGUUUAAGGCAGUAAAGUACAGCAACAUAAACUAUAUAACGAAGCACCUAAAUGAAAUGUACGAUGUGCGGGAUGAAAAUGGCAACACAGGCCUUAUGCACGCAGCCUUCUAUGGUAAUGUGGCCGUGGUUCAGCUCUUGGUAGAGAAGAGUGCUAGGCUGCUUAAUCUCGCCAGAAAGACGGCCCUGAUGCAAUGCGUGUGCUCCGAUUACAGCUUAGGCAGAGCUUCAAUCCCUGACAUCGUGAACAUCCUUCGGAGACUGGAAGCCGGCAUUUCCGAUGAACGUGGGUGCACGGCAUUAAUGAUGGCUGCAGAACGUGGCGACGUGAGAUCUGUCGCCGCUCUGGUCGAGUAUGAGCAUGGCCAGAAGGACUCCCGAGGUCGCACGGCGUUGAUGUACGCAGCAUCUUUUGGAAAGGCAGAGUGCAUCCCAGCUCUUUUGGUUGAAACAGCAGAAAUAGAUAAUAAAGGCAUGACAGCUUUGAUGUUUGCUGCCUAUGGAAAUAGUGUCCCGAUAAUCCGGCAACUGAUUCGGUACGAAGCGCGAAGAAAAAACAAGAAUAACGAGACUGCCCUUAUAAUCGCCAUUCGCCAAGGACGUGAAGAAGCGGUCUCAGAGCUUGCUGCGCAUGAAAAGGACAUUUACUACGGCUCGAUAUCUCCGUACCAAUUUGCCGUUAAUUCCCAACAACUUGCGUCUGCAGAUAUUCUUAGGCCCCACAACGUGCCCGUUCCAACCUUUAUGUCAACUACUAGGCCUCUCCAGGGAUCGACAGUGACCGAGAAAACAAGUGUGGGGGAAGGUGCUUUAGAAUUGACGACUCGUCCCAACCUACAGCAAUCAGAUCAAACCGAAGCCUUAGAGAACCUCCAGCUCCAUAUUAAUACGCUGCGGCAAAAGGUUGAUGCAAUAAUAAUAGAAAUGACUCGGUCCACACCCCCUUCUGCAAACACUGACAGUUCUCAGAAAGGUAUCUUCCUUCAGCGACAGUUAUCGGAACAAGAUAGAGACAUCGGGCAACUUAAGGCGGCUUUAGAGCGCUCUCAAAUGGAGAUACAGGCUUUAACAGACUCCCAUGCAACUCUCAUGAAACGGAUAGCAGAGGCAGAAAAGAGCGCAGCAGGUGCACAGAUCCAACUCGCACUCGGCGCGGCUGGAGAGCAAACAAACAGCAAUCUCAUAGGUCAUCUAGGGGUACUUAGCGAAUCUAUAAGUAGCAUGGACACUAAAAAUAGAGAAGAGCACAGAGACUUUGCAGCAAAAUUGGGUUCACUCCACGCAAGCCUGACUCAGGCUGUGCAAGUAUCAUCGAGUCAGGCCGAAGAAAUAGCGUCUCUGCGAGACCGUCUCACCUGUCUUCAGGAGGAAGUGCUUAAGCUAUCCAUUAAUACGCACGAUGCUGCAACGAAGAUCUCAGGCUAUUCGAAGGCUCUGGAAAUGAAGAUUCUCAAUUUGGAGGCACGACUGGGUCAGAGCAAUGUGUCCUCUUUUUCCACAGCCCACUUACAUACAGAGUCAUCUAUAAGCAGGGCCAUCAACCAUUUGCAUGAAGAGCUUCAGGUAAUCAAAAGAUCCAUAGAGAAUGUCUCACAGACCCUUAUUACAUCCCAUGGGAUCACCAUACAAAACUUAGAUACCUUGUCGUCAACGCAUUCUAUGUUUGUUGCUAACUAUCCAAUCCACAAAAGCAUGCAGAAUGAGGCAAAGCUAUUUGAAGAGUUGCAGAACAAGAUUGUGCGAAUUGAGCAUUAUAUGGAGGACAUGAUGCGUGAGGACAGACUAUCGGCCAUUAUGACGGGCUUUAUAGAGCUCAACAGCCGGGUCGAUCAACUUGUCAUAGACCAGGCCAAGAGCCACUCUGCAAAUUUGCCCGGAAGGGUAGACGAGGUAGAGCGUACGCUGGAUGCCAUCUUAACCGUGUUGAAUCUUGCUCCUGAAGAGGCGUCCUAG